Molecule: messenger RNA, 744 nt
Organism: Musca vetustissima
Lineage: Eukaryota; Metazoa; Arthropoda; Insecta; Diptera; Muscidae
Exons: 2
Coding region: 1-744 (247 amino acids)
Source: RefSeq, a predicted model, not a curated record
AUGAGCCCCGAUGAAGAUGGACCACAUGAAGAAACUGGGCGUAUUGUCUACGAUCAACGCCAAAGCGGAAAAUAUAAUAUCCAUGUAGUGAUAAAAGAUGUGGCCAUUAUUGAAAUGGGUCAAAAUGAGUUUCAAGAUACAAGUUAUAACGAUGAAGAUUAUUAUUAUGAUGAAAAUGAUUUGACUGUUAAACCAAUAACUCUUAAUCCUCCAACAACAACUUCAACAAUAAAACCGACGGUGGCAGCCUCUACUAACAAUGGGAUAAUUGUUACUGCGCCAAAUAUUGAUGGAGAAAUACGAAACUCUAGUCCGAUAACCAUGGAAGCACACACUUAUACUACACUUAAUCAACAGCAAGAAUCUGAGACCACUUUAAGUUCCAAUAUUUUAUGGAAUACUUUAACAUCAAUGAUUUCUAGAAAACCAACAGUGGACGAUUUAGUAACCACAUUAAAGUCGCCUGGAUAUUCAACAGGUGAAACAACUGUACUGCCUUCCAUUGAUGUGAAGCCUCGUAGUAAAAUAGAGCCAAUAUUUGCCAAUGAAGAGUUUGCAAAAUUCAGGGAUGAUGCUAUGCCCCUAAGAAAUUCAAAAAUAUAUAAAUUAAAAAUUCGCAGAUCCCAUCAGCCAUUAUCGCCAUCAUCGAAGAAACUACAGGCAAGACGUUGUCGUUCUCAUCAAUCGAGAAAUGCCAACGGCAAUUGUAGCAAUAAACGAUCGACAUCCGGAUCCCUUUUGUAA